This is a messenger RNA of Budorcas taxicolor (takin), 1291 nucleotides long. RefSeq names its product Fas associated via death domain (gene FADD). Gene Ontology annotation, biological process: signal transduction; regulation of apoptotic process. The transcript has 2 exons. NCBI's taxonomy places the organism in Eukaryota, Metazoa, Chordata, Mammalia, Artiodactyla, Bovidae. Gene Ontology annotation, molecular function: protein binding. The coding region runs from base 104 to 733 and encodes 209 amino acids. The record is from RefSeq and is a predicted model, not a curated record.
GCGACGGGCCCUCGAGCUCCCGAAACUGCUCUCGCCGCCACUAGGCUGAGGCGCGAAGGGUGCGUGAGGAGGCGCGGCCCAGCCCGCGGGGACUCGUGUCGCCAUGGACCCGUUCCUGGUGCUCCUGCACUCGGUGUCGGUCGGACUGUCGAGCAGCGACCUGACCCAGCUCAAGUUCCUGUGCCGGAACCGCGUUAGCAAGAGGAAGCUGGAGCUCGCGCAGAGCGGCCUGGACCUCUUCACCGUCUUGCUCGAGCAGAACGAGCUGAGCGCCGAGCGCACCGUGCUGCUGCGCGAGCUGCUCGGCUCCCUGCGGCGCGAGGACCUCCUGUGCCUCCUGGACGACUUCGAACGGCGCGCGGAGGCCGGGGCGGCGCCGGAGGAGCGAGACCUGCAGGCGGCGAUCGAGAUCAUCUGUGAUAACGUGGGGAAGGACUGGAAGAGGCUGGCUCGUCGCCUCAGAGUGUCUGAGAUCAAGAUUGAAGCCAUCGAGGAGAAGUACCCCCGGAACCUGGUGGAGCAGGUGAGGGAACUGCUGAGGGUCUGGAAGAACAGCGCUAGGGAGGACGCAGCUGUGUCCUGCCUGGUGAGCGCGCUCCGGGGCUGCCAGCUAAACGUGGUGGCAGAUCUCAUCGAGGAGGACCAGUGGGCCCAGGCCCGCCAGAGAAGGAGCGCCAACCCCGGGUCCCUCAUGGCCUGGGACUCGGGCUCUGCUGCCCCGGGAGCCUCCUGACCACCCAGCGGCUCUUCCAUGGGGACCGAGGGCAGCUGCACGGUCCUGACCACGUGCCGUCCGUGCCAGCCCCGUGAAGACUCAGGGAGGCGGCUGUGGGCCCACACUCCUCUGUGCCAGCCGGGUGGGGGCCACUGUGUGUACCGUCGUCCCCAUUAAAUAAGCUCCUCCGGGAGGGCGUGUGGCGCUGCGCCUGGUACGAAGUAGGGGUCUGUGAAAGUUGGUGCUCCCAGACACGAGAGGACGCGCAGCAUUGAAGAGCGAGGAGCUGGAGGUCGUUGUGCUGGGGGUGCUGGGCUCCAGAACCCACGCUUGGAACCCCUGGCUCAUUCUCCUGCCCCUGCACUUGCCAAAGGCUUGGAGGCUGGCAGUGCAGACCAUCUCCAGGGCAGGUGGCGGGGUGAGGCGCACCCUCGCGGGUCUGGGAAGCAGCCCAGGCUCUCAGUGCUCGGGGAGCGAGCCCCCUGCCAUAGGGCCAGGCAGCAGGCGCUCGGCACAUGCUGGUUCUCAGAUGAAUCAUGACUCCAGUUCCACGAUGGAUUGCUAACGGUCACUUUU